Messenger RNA from Hyla sarda, 1233 nucleotides. Its product is annotated as piggyBac transposable element-derived protein 4-like. The transcript has a single exon. The coding region runs from base 1 to 1233 and encodes 410 amino acids. NCBI's taxonomy places the organism in Eukaryota, Metazoa, Chordata, Amphibia, Anura, Hylidae. The record is from RefSeq and is a predicted model, not a curated record.
AUGAGUGACAGCGGUAGCGACACAGAGCCCCUCGCAGAAUUGAGCGCCAGCGAUAGCGAUUCGUGGCAAGAUUCGACAUCCGACUCUGACACCGACCAGAGAAGUGGCGACAGCGACGAUUCUGCACCCGAGCUCAGUGAUGUGUGCACUUGGUGCCCUAUUGAUUGCGGUAUGGAUGAGGUACCGCCGCCAAGAUUUCCGUUUACUGGAUCACCUGGGAUGAAGGUAGACGUUGAGCACAAUGAUCCUUUGGCAUACCUAAAAUUAUUUCUCACAGAUGACGUCAUUGAAAAGAUUGUCACGGAGACAAAUCGCUACAACGAGCAGCAAUCCGCUACUCUGCAUAGCAAGUUUUCCAGGAAUAGAAAAUGGGAACCGGUGACUAAAGAGGACAUCUGGAAGUUUCUGGGGCUAAUACUUCUUCAGGGGGUGGUGGGGAAACCCCUGCAGAAAUGGUACUGGACUACCAAUAAAUUGCUGGCAACCCCAUUUUUUGGCACCAUCAUGUCCGAGUACCGAUUUUCCCUCAUAAUGAAGAAUUUGCACUUCACCAACAAUGAGGAAUUUGAUGAAGCCACACAUCCAGUGCCAAAACUCAAGAAGAUCUGGGAAGUAUACCAAAUGAUCCUAAAAAAUUUCCAGCAGGCCUAUGUGCCAGAUAGAGACAUCAGCAUUGAUGAAAGUCUGAUGGCUUACAAGGGACACCUCAGCUGGAUUCAAUACAUCGCAUCCAAGAGAGCACGGUUUGGAAUAAAAUCCUAUAUGCUCUGCGAGUCUGCCACUGGCUAUAUAUGGAAUUCCGUCAUAUACACCGGUAAAGGAACACAAUUCAACCCCAGGUACAGCGGCUAUGGGAUGGCAACGUCAUUAGUCCUUACACUGCUUGAGCCAUUGCUGAAUCAGGGGUAUUGUGUGACAACGGACAACUUUUACACAUCGCCUGAGCUGUACGAGUUUCUGCUAAAACACAAGACUGAUGGAUAUGGAACCGUUAGGGCCAACCGACGUGACCUGCCAUCUAUGUUUGCCAAGAAAAAACUGAAAACAGGAGAAAUAGUUGCCUGGCAGAAAGGAAAGAUGAUGGCAAUGCGUUGGCGUGACAAAAAAGAUGUGUGCCUAAUGAGUACAGUGCAUAACACCUCCACUGCCAUGGUCCACACAAGAGGUGGGAAAGAUGUCAUGAAGCCACAAAUUGUGAUUGACUACAACAACACCAUGGAAGGAGUCGAUUGA